GCAGCCACACAGCAGCCAACAGCAGCGUUGUGUGCCGUUUGUGAGCUAACCAAAUAUAACAAAAGAGAAAGUGCAACAACAACAAAGUCAAUUUUUGUGUUCGGUACAAAAAAACCCCAAAAACAAAACAAAAAGUGUGCCCUUAAAAGGACUAUACAACAAGAACAUAAACAACACAACAAGUGCAACAAAACAUAAACAAAAAACAGAAUCAAUAUGGCAAAUAGCAAAGUUAUUUUCGGUGUCUUGUGUUUGGUGACGCUGACCGUGGCACUCCCAGCUGAGGAAACACGCGGCCAUGCCCGCAACGCCAUCGGCGGCAGCGGCGACAAUGAUAUUAUGGAUAGCAUCUACAGCGAAUGCCUUCGCAAGGAUUCCGUUUCGUGCGUCAAAUACAAGCUGUUCAACUUCGUCGACAAGGUGCUGGGCGUACGCGAUCAGUUCGCCCUCACUGAGGGUGUGACUGUUGUGCGCUCCCCGGAUGCUCCCGUGCAGGAGGCAGCUCGUUCCAUUUCUGGCGAUGAGUCGUUCGAGUCGUUGGCAUUGAAUCGCAUCAGCAGCUUCCUCAACACGCACACCAUCAAGGUCGAGCUGAAGGGUGCCGAUAUUGUGCAGGCAGUGAGCUCAACUGGUCGCGCUCUGGAGGAUGCUUCGGAAUCGCUGUUCGGCAGCAAUGAUCCCAAUGCGCCCGAGGAGAGCCGUGGCAAGAAGAAGAAGGCCGCCAAAAUCUUGGGCCCCAUUCUCGCUCUAGUCGCGCUGAAGGCCGCCGCUCUGUUGCCACUACUGUUGGGCGCUAUUGCAUUGAUUGCUGGCAAGGCUCUGUUGAUUGGUAAGAUCGCUCUGGUCCUCUCAGCGGUGAUUGGCCUGAAGAAGCUGCUGUCGCAGGAGAAGCACGUCACCUACGAAGUGGUCGCCCAUCCCCAUCACAGCAGCAGCCAUUCCGUCAGCCACGGCAGUGACUCCUACGGCAGCGGUUACAGCGCCGAUGCGGGCGCCUCUUCGGCUUCGUACGGCAGCAGCGGUCAUGGUGGCUGGGGACGUUCCAUUGAUGCUCAGGAUCUGGCCUAUUCUGCCCAGAAGCCACAGGCUUAAGUGUAGUCACAACACACAAGUCACUCAAAAUGAAGAUGAACCACCCGGAGGACCACAAUACGCACCACUAACCAUCAUCAACAACAACAACCAACUGAACCACUGACUGUUGAGCGAUCAAUCCGCUCUCACACACGGAGACAGACAGAGACUCUUAAGGAGGAGG
Molecule: messenger RNA, 1258 nt
Organism: Drosophila grimshawi
Lineage: Eukaryota; Metazoa; Arthropoda; Insecta; Diptera; Drosophilidae
Exons: 1
Coding region: 217-1092 (291 amino acids)
Source: RefSeq, a predicted model, not a curated record